Molecule: messenger RNA, 5616 nt
Organism: Acanthisitta chloris (rifleman)
Lineage: Eukaryota; Metazoa; Chordata; Aves; Passeriformes; Acanthisittidae
Gene: SLX4
Product: SLX4 structure-specific endonuclease subunit
Biological process (GO): DNA replication; resolution of meiotic recombination intermediates; interstrand cross-link repair
Cellular component (GO): nucleus; Slx1-Slx4 complex
Molecular function (GO): enzyme binding; DNA binding
Source: RefSeq, a predicted model, not a curated record
UAUGGAAGAAGGAACUGUCACAAGUGCCCACUUCUGACCUCCUUGGAGUCUGGAGAAUGGACAUCUCUGAGGGCAAAGAAGAAGGCUGGGGAUGCUGAGGCAGCAAAGAGGGCUCAGAACAGGUCAAAGAACACCACAGCAAGAAGCAAAUUAAGAAGAGGCAAAGCUGCUCCUAAGAGCCAAACCCAUCUCUUACCAGCAGUGAAGGACAUAAACUUGCCUCGAGAUUCAGGUCCAAAGGAACAAACAUUGGUGCACAAAGAGGAUGGUGAUGCUGCAGCCUGUAGUGGUGAAACUGCAGAAGGGGAUGGAAGGAGAAGCCCUUUGCCUGCCAGCCAGCUGAGCACAGCAGCCACUGAGUGUAGCCAGAUGUCUCCAACAGUAAAUACUGCAAGUGACUGUUCCCAGACCACACUGCCCUUGCUGCCUGCUGCACAGCCAGGGCCCUGCUCCUCACCCCCUCCAGGCUCAGCAGGGCCGAGGCUGCGCGUGGCCGAGCUGGUGUUGGAGAGGAUGCAGCAGUUCAAGAGAGUGGCACCCGAGCAGCUGAGGCUCUGCACCCCUGGGAGUGUGCCACAGGCUGCAGCCAGCAGGGAUCUCCCUCCUGGGAGCCAGGAGCACAACUCUCCAGAGAAUGAUGUCUUCCAUCUCCCAUCUGUUGAACAUGAUGGUGCUCUGGCCUUGGCUCUGCAGCAGGAAAGCAAAGAGGAAGCCCUGGCAAGCCUGGAGGAUGCAGGUUUGUUCUUUUGUCAGAUCUGCCAGAAGGAUCUCUCGGCCAUGAACACAACGCGACGAGAGCAGCAUGUCAACAGGUGUCUGGAUGAGAUGGAAGAGGCACAGAUGUCAUCCUCCAGCAAACCAGUGGUCCCCGAAUGUCCCAUCUGUGGGAAGCAGUUCCAAACCCCACAGAGCAGAGUCAGUCACCUGAAACGCUGUGCUGUGGAGAUGGAGGUUCCUCCCAACCUACUUCUGCAGGCAGUGCAGUUGCAGGUGUCCACGCUUGGUGAUGCACCUCUUCAGUGUCCCAGCACUCAGCCCAGCAGGGCGAAGCGAAAAGGCUCCUCCAACGAGGACUCGAGGAAAACACAGAAGAGGGCCAAAAUGGAGCCUAAGGAUGAAGAUUUGCAGGUUGCCAUGGCAAUGUCACGCUCGCUGUUGGAGCAAGAAAAGCAGGAACAAGCAAAAUCACUUGCAAAUGUGAAACCAGUGGCUGCUUUCCCAAUCAAAUGGAAGCCAGGCUCAGAGAAGAAGCGGCGCAGGAGAGGCCCCACGGCCCCUCCACCACUGCUGCUGCAGGACCCGGAGAAGGUGCGCAAAAGGAUCCAGGAGAGAGUAGCCAUGCUGCUUGCAGAAGAGGUGGAAUUCCCUCCCACCCCUCAGCUUCCCACUAGUAGGAUUUUGGAGGAUGAAUCUGGGAAAGCCACCUGGCUCCUGCCAUUGUCCAAAGCCAAAGAAAGUUUUCUGUGGAAGAUCAGUGCUCUGACAGAACCCUAUGACACCGAGACAUUCUACACUGCAGCACUGACCCCUCCAAUUGUGCCUUGGAAGCCUGUGCAGAGUGAUAAGCCAGAGAACCCUCUGCCAUCGGUGGGAUCUGACCAGCCAGCAGCAUCCCAGCAAAUUCAGCCUGACCUCAGCUCUCAGGAGCACACUGGCACAGAAGUUGGAGGCCAAACUUGUACUGAAUCCAAGUCAGGCCCCGAAAGAGAUGGGCAGUUUUUAUCCCCCAGCCAGAAGGAUGUUCAGACCCUGCAGGACCUGGUUGAGUUGGCCAAGGAAGGACUUACUCUUACUCAGUGGUACAUUGAUACUGGCCAUGCUCAGGCAGCAGAGCAACCUGGAGAAGAACUGACUCCCAGUGAUCCUCCACAUAGUGGCUUUGUGCCCCCAUCCAAAGAGAAGAGCCUCCUCAGGAGCAUCAAUAAAAGAUCCUCUCUUAGGUUGCUGGCUGAAGAUUUCAGUGCAAUGGUCAACAACCCCCACCUGAGUGAUGUCCAGUUCCAGGUGGACUCUGGGGAUGUCCUUUAUGCCCACCUGUUCGUGCUAUAUGCAAGGUGUCCACAAGCUGUUGAGGCUGUUCACAGCGAGGGGUUCCUGGUGGAGGAGGAGGGCAGUGUGCGGACGCGCCGCGUGCUGCUGAGCGACAUGAGGGCCGAGGCCGUGUGCGCCUUCCUGCGCUACCUCUACACUGCAGACAGCCGCGUCCCUGCGGCACUGCGGCCCCAGGUGGGGGCUCUGGCUGCCAGGUUUGGUGUGAGGGAACUGAUGGCACAGUGUGAAAACAGCACUGGAGAGGGUCAGGUGUCUUCUGGAGUGGAUUCAGAAGAUGAUCUUAUCUCUGUGAGGGAUGAUGAAGAUUGUGAGGACAGAGCUGAGAACUUCCAAGACCUCUUGAAGUCAGUGUGGGUGGGUGAAGAUGAGGAAGAUGAAGCUCUGCUGACCCCUGAAUGCCAGAAGGAAGAUGACAUUCUGGUGGGUGAACAGGAGCUGGAGGAAAUCUAUGAGUUUGCUGCAACUCAGAGAAAGAUGGCUCAGGGUGUGAGGGAGGUGAGCAAGGGAACAGACUGCAGCAUCUGCAAUGACACUGAGGCAGCCCAAGGUACAAACCAGCAGCCUCAGGAGGAAGAGGUAAAGAGACCUGAAUCUGCUUCAAUAAACAACACCUUCCAAGAUCUGAGGGAUGGCCAUGAUGUGGAAAGGUCUAAAUGUGACUUGUCUGCACCAGAAGAGAAAAUGCAGAAUAUAAAUAGCUGCAGGAGCGUGAAGGACCCACAGACCACCAUUGUGUCUCACCACAGUGAGCCUCAGGAAUGGGACAGAGCAUCCCAAGGUGCCACCACUAGUGAAGGAGAGGCUGUUAGGGGAUGUGAAGGUGUGAAGGAUUCCAAGUCAUCUCAGGCCUCACAUGAUGAGGGAGGUCACUGUGAAAAACAGCUUCCCGGUUUCCAGGGUGAGACCAGUAUAAAUGACUGUUACGAGCACUUGUUUUCUGCUACUCAGGGGGAUCACUGGGAGCCUUCCCUGGUGGAAGAAGUUACCAAAGAAUCAGGCAAGUCCCCAGGUGAAAAACACGUUGAUCUUAAUGAUUCACUUCAGUUCUGCAAGUCACAAAAAGACUGUUCUCCACACAGGAAUGGUUUUUGUAGGAGUCCAACUCCCCAGCCUUAUGUGCCCCUUCUUCCUGUUGUUGGCUCUUCACCUGCAUCUCCAAAACCAGAGGAAAAGUUUGCCAGAGAACAUGUGUCAACACCAAAGCAAAGGAAAAAGGAAAAAUCAUUCUCACCUGAUGAAAUACCCUCCCAGAAAGCCAAGGAGCUGGAUGCUGCACCAAGAAAUGAGAACACAGUCUCUUCAGCAGAGCUUCCCCACACGGAUUUAAAUGAGGGCACACCUGUCCCAGUGUUGGCAUCACCAGGCAGGACUCAGGGGAACAAGGAGGGUGAUGUUAUUGUUUUAUCUUCUGAUGAUGAAAUGGAGUUACAACAAGACAAGAGGUCACCAGAGUCAGACUCUGCUCUGAAGAAAAUGGAAGUCUCUGGGCAACUGAUGUGUACAGACACAGAACAAGGUCCUGAGACACCAAAACCUGAACAAAACUCAUCAGUCCCUGAAACAGAGCAGAGAUCAGCCCAGGUCUUGUGUGGCAAUACAGACACAGAGCAUGGAAGUAAUGGUGUAAAGUUGUCCCCCAAAUUGCCUCUCAGCAGACACACAGGUGCUUGUACAGAAAGCAAACAGAGUCCAAACGUGAGCCCUGAGAAGAGGCUCAGUCCCGAAAUGUCUGCAGGUUCAGACAGCUCCUGGCUCGUGCCAGACACACCUGUUCUCAGCAAAAGCAGAAAUUCCUCAACACAAACUCAGGUCACAAGUAUUUAUUCUUUAAAGAGUUCAGGAUCUAAACUCAGCACAAAGAACUUAGCAGAAGGAAAUAGUAACCAUGAAAUGACUGGAAAUUUAAUAAAAGUUCAUGAACAAACAUCAUCAGACAAACAUUUGCCUAUGGAGAAUUCAGUCACUGAAAGAAGCCCUUGCAGCAGCCCAGCAGCAGGAUCUUUUUCCAAGGACUCCCCACCAGUUUCUCCAGUGGAUCCAGUUCUCUUCUCCCCUGGCCACAGCAACACAAAAAGCAAAUGUGCCAAGACCUCAGUUUUAUCCAAACCUGUGUCUCCGUGCCAGGAGCAGCCACUGGAAGGUAAAACAGACAUCAGUGUGGUUGAGGUGGACAGUGAAAGGGACAUCAGUCUGCCCUCUCUGGGUAGCAGUGUCCUGCUUUGUGAGGAGCCCCCAGUCCCCAUGGAUGACUGCUGGCAUGUUGAGUGUCUGUCACCAGUCAGAGGUGACACCCAGGUCUGCAGCCAGGUCAGCCACGCGAAGACCAGCACAGCCAGCAGCCCCAGCCCUGGCUCUUGGCAGGACCAGUGGGAGAGCCCAGGCCAUGCACAGGAAAUUAAGGGCAGCACCCCUCUUCAGGAAGGUCCUGCUGGCAGGAGAGCUACUUUGCUCUGCCCUGAGAAGAGCCCUAUUGAGGCAUGUUCAUCAGUGGGACCCAGCUACCUGAACUCCAAAAUCUGGGAUGAAUGGAAUGGAGAAGAGAAGGAAGAUGAAUUUCCAGAGGUGCUUCCUCUGUCUCAGAGGUUGGCAGCUGCAUCAGGUGCCUGUCAGACAGAUCCUGUCAAGACUCCUGGACCUUCCUGUCAGGAGAACAACAGGUCCCCCAGCACCCCAGUGACCCCAAUGCCAGCUUACUCCAUCAUGGAGACCCCCCAGCUGAAGAAAGAGUUGAGCAGAUUUGGAGUCCGUGCACUCCCCAAACGCCAGAUGGUGUUGAAGCUGAAGGAGAUAUUCCAGUACACUCACCGGGACACGGACUCUGACUUCGAGGAUGAAAUCCCACGUUCCCAGCCUCCCCCAAGGAAGGCCCUGGCCAAAGAGCCAAGGCAGCCACGGGCAGCCCGGGCUGCAGGCAGGAAGCACACUGCUGCCUCCAGGGCUGGGGGCAAGAGGAAGCAGAUUGCUGCAGCUGCUUCAGUGCUCCCUAUGGAUCAGGCUGAUGAUGGAUCCCAUGAAACAGGCAGUGCAGCACCCAAGGAGGGAACUAAAGUGACACAUCACGCAGAAGAAGCCAAAGAGCAGAAAAGGCCAUCUCCAGAGAGAGGGUCCCUGGCAGCUGAUGGCAAGGAGCCAAUGCUCUCGGCAUCUCAGGGGUCAACAGUUUCUUCGGAGGAUGGGAGUGACAUCUCCUUUGGUUCACAGAGUUCUCUUGUGAAUGGAUUUGAAGACUGUGCUUUUGCAUCUGAGGAGGAGGAAGAGGACUUUUCAGCAUCUCAAGCAGCAGCUCGGGAAGAAGAAAAACUGGAGGCAGUGAGGUGCUACAUCCGUUCAAACACAGCCCUGUACAACAGAAUUCUCUUUUAUGAGCCGAUCGAGCUGGCUGAUCUGCACACGGAGCUCAAACAGAAUGGCAUCAAAAUCUCCAAGGCAAAGCUGCUGGACUUCUUAGAUGCUCAGUCUAUCACGUUUACCACGGCCAGAGCCCGGAGAGAGAAGGAGCAGAAGAGAAAGGGGAACAAAAAGCAGAGGAGGCGAUACCGAGUGAAGCCCACUCCUCCCUCCUGA